Messenger RNA from Debaryomyces hansenii CBS767, 1287 nucleotides. It is a transcript of the gene TIM44, whose product is annotated as protein translocase subunit. Lineage: Eukaryota; Fungi; Ascomycota; Pichiomycetes; Serinales; Debaryomycetaceae. Gene Ontology annotation, molecular function: protein-folding chaperone binding. The record is from RefSeq and is a predicted model, not a curated record. Bases 1 to 1287 code for a protein of 428 amino acids. The transcript has a single exon. Gene Ontology annotation, cellular component: mitochondrial inner membrane. Gene Ontology annotation, biological process: protein import into mitochondrial matrix.
AUGUUGAGAAGUAAUAUAAUAAAGAACGCCACUAAUUAUCAGACACAGAUUUUAAAAUCAAGUACUACUAGCCAGAUUCGUUUAUUCCACAAUUCCCAGAUUCACUAUAAUGAAAGACCACAAUCACCAUUAAAAGUUUUCUUUGAUACAUUCAAGGCUGAAGUUAAAAAGUCUAACGAGUUGAAGGAAAACAUAAAAGCCUUACAAGAUGAAUCAGGAAGAGUUGCUGACUCAGAAGCAUUCAGAAAGGCCAAAGAAGCCUUCGAUAAGGCCCAGAAGGGUAGUAGUGCAGCUGGUAAGGUUGCAAAAAAAACAGCACAUGUUGUUGGAGGUGCCGCAUACAAGGCCUGGGAAUCUCCAGUUGGUAAGGGUGUUAGAACCUCCGUUAGAACCAGUGCUGAAGCUGCUGACAAAGCGUUUGAUCCAGUUAGAAACACCACUGUCUACAAGAAUGUUUCUGAUGUUAUCGAUGACGGUUCGUCCAAUUCAUACGGUGGUUUCUUAACUAAAGAACAAAGACAAAAGUUGAGAGAAAAAGAGUUGGCUGAAAAAUUGAGAAGUGGUAAAGUCUGGAAGCCAGUUAAGGAAGAUGAAAGUGCGGGCGGAGCGUUGAUUGCCACCGAACAUAAAGCUUCUGGUCCUACGAUGUCUGAUAAGUGGGAAAACUUCAAGGUCAAAUCACCAAUCGGACGUGCUAUUGUGAUAUUAAGAGAAAAAUGGGAUGACUCGGAGAACGGAUUGAUCUCACUCGUCAGAACAAUUAUAGAAAAGGUUACUGGCUUCUUCGCUGAAACCGAACAAGCUAAGGUUAUCAAACAAUUCAAACAAAUGGAUCCAGCCUUUAGGGUCACCGAUUUCACCAAGACCUUGACUAAUUACAUUGUCCCGGAAUUGUUGGACUCAUACAUCAAGAAUGAUGAAAAGGUAUUAAAACACUGGUUCAGUGAAGCACCAUUCAACGUGUGGCAAGCCAACAAUAAACAAUUUAUACAACAAGGUUUAUUCUCUGACGGUAAGAUCUUGGAUAUCAGAGGUGUCGACAUAGUUACCUGCAAGAGUUUACAACCAAACGAUAUUCCUGUCAUAGUUGUUAGUUGCCGUGCGCAAGAAAUCCAUUUAUACAGAAAAGCCAAGACUGGUGAAAUUGCAGCAGGUACUGAAGACCACAUUCAAUUAAGUACUUAUGCGAUGGUUUUCACCAGAAUUCCAGAAGAGUUCGACAAUACUGUUACUGAAGGAUGGAAGGUCAUUGAAUUUGCUCGUGGUGGUUCAAGACCAUUCCAUUAA